This is a messenger RNA of Phragmites australis (common reed), 3701 nucleotides long. Its product is annotated as E3 ubiquitin-protein ligase JMJ24. Gene Ontology annotation, biological process: regulation of transcription by RNA polymerase II. Gene Ontology annotation, cellular component: chromatin; histone deacetylase complex. NCBI's taxonomy places the organism in Eukaryota, Viridiplantae, Streptophyta, Magnoliopsida, Poales, Poaceae. Gene Ontology annotation, molecular function: transcription coregulator activity; histone H3K9 demethylase activity; chromatin DNA binding. The record is from RefSeq and is a predicted model, not a curated record. The coding region runs from base 445 to 3324 and encodes 959 amino acids. The transcript has 12 exons.
GGGGCAGCCCGGUAACUCCGCACCGCGUCGCCCAUUGGCUUUCUCUCCCCCAACUCCCUCCCCGCUGCCCAGGGCUCACGCGCUCCCCCUGUGAGCUGUGUGACCUGCGCUGUGCAGGUGCAGCGCUCACGCAGGCACCCACCACGGAAUAGGAAGGGAAGUUACUCCCCAGCCAAGCCUAGCAUCGCACAGCAGCAGGACUGCAGGAGAGAGAGAUGGAUGGAGACUUGCAGCGCAGCCCACCCCAUCGCAGUGCGCACGAAUCCCCCAAAUUACAGCCCCCGCAAGCCCAACCUCCACUUAAACCCGAACUCUACCACCACCGCCACCACCACCGUUACGCUUUACCCCCUUCCUCUCCGCCCCCCAAACCCUAGAUCCCCCCGCGGCCGGCAAUCCGCUGUGGCGCCGCGGUGACCGGCGCCGGCGUCGGGGGCGGCCGGGAUGGCGGCCGUGCCGGAGGAGCUCCGGUGCAAGCGCUCCGACGGCAAGCAGUGGCGCUGCAGCGCGCCCUCCAUGCCCGACAAGACCGUCUGCGAGAAGCACUACGUCCAGGCCAAGAAGCGUUCCGCGUCCUCCGCGCUCCGCGCCACGCUCCGGAGGUCCUCCGGCGCCGGCUCCUCCGCCUUCCCCCUCCCCUACGCCGCCCGCCUCCACGCCGGCGGCGGCGCGGACUCGGACCCCGACGCGGACCCGCCAGCGCCGGUGGCCAUGGCGAUCGCGAGGCCCCUGUACGGCAGGGUCGCCGGGGAAACGGUGUACGUGGCGGAGCCGGUGCCGGCGCUGGCGCGGAGGGUGGUGUACGACGGUUUGCCCCUAGGCAAUGCUGCCGGGGUGCGCACCGCGGCGGAGCUGGUCGGGAGAGGCUCGGAGCGGCUGCCUGCCGGUGGUGUGGUGGGUUUGACAAGUUGCCACCAGUGCCGGAAGGUUGGGAAUGCCAUUUGGUGUGUCAGCUGCGACAGGAGAGGGUACUGCGCCGACUGCAUAUCGAGAUGGUACUCUGACAUUCCAGUAGAUGAUGUUCAAAAAGUUUGUCCAGCAUGCCGUGGCAUUUGUAAUUGCAGAGUUUGCUUACAAGGAGACAACUUAAUUAAGGCUAGGGUGCAGGAAAUAUCAGUUGUAGAUAAGUUGAGAUAUCUUCAUAGCCUUUUGGUGUAUGUUCUUCCGGUACUAAAGCAGAUUUAUUCUGACCAAUGCUUUGAAAUAGGUGUUGAAACAAGAUGUUCUGGACCAAAGACAGAUAUCCUCAGAGCGAAGGUAAAUUCUGAUGAGCAAAUGUGCUGCGACUUUUGCAAAGUGCCGGUGUUUGAUUAUCACCGACACUGCCCAAAAUGUUUGUAUGAUUUAUGUCUUGACUGUUGUCGAGACAUAAGGCGUUCUCGAGCCAAUGUUGCAAGAGGAGAGUAUACUGAAGGCCAUGCAGAAGAUAGAAGUAAAGAUUCUUUUAGUAAAAGAGCAAGAUUGGAUCCAUAUGCAGGAAGUGUACAUGAUAAGUCAUUCUCAUGUCCAAUAGAUCUUAAUGGCAUUCGAUCUUUAUUCCCUACAUGGAGAGCCAACAAUAAUGGCAGCAUCACUUGUGGGCCCCAUGAGGCUGGUGGUUGUGGAUCCUCAAAGUUGGUAUUAAGGCGAAUAUUCAAAAUAAAUUGGAUCGCUAAGCUUGUAAAAAGUUCCGAAGAAAUGGUCAAUGGUUGCAAAGUACAUGACCUGGAGGAUGGAUGUUUGUCCUGCAAUGAUGGCAGAAGAUUGGAGUUAACUGGUCAGCGAAACUUUGGUCUCUCAAAGUGCUCGAGCAGUGAUGAUAUUUAUGGGAAUCAUGUGUACUCUCCUGUAUUGAAUGACUUAAAAUAUGAAGGUAUAAUUCAUUUUCGUAAGCAUUGGGUAAAGGGGGAGCCUAUUGUGAUCAGGAAAUCAUUUGAGCCUUCUCUGUCAUCAAGCUGGGACCCGCUAAGUAUUUGGAGAGGUAUCCAGGAAAUCAUGGAUGAAAAAAUGGAUGAAGAUGUCAUUGUCAAAGCUGUGGACUGCUCAAGCCAGUCAGAGGUGGAUAUUGAGCUCAACGAAUUUAUCAAAGGUUAUUCAGAUGGCAGCAAGGGGGAAGAUGGCCACUUGUUGAUGCUAAAGUUGAAAGAGUGGCCCCUGCCUGGUGUCUUAGAGGAGUUUCUGUUGUGCCAAAGACCAGAAUUUAUUGUCAAUUUUCCGUUAGUUGAUUUUAUUCAUCCUAGAUGGGGUUUCCUAAAUCUUGCUGCCAAAUUACCCCCAGAUGCCCUGCCGCCUGAAGCAGGGAUGAAGCUGCUAGUUGCAUAUGGAAGUCGUCAAGAUCUUGGUAAAAGUGAUUCAGUGAUGAAUCUAAGGAUUAACAUGGGCGAUGUGGUUCACAUGUUAAUGCAUACAGCUGAAGUGCACGAUCCAUGUCCCAAGAUGCUACAACCUGAGCGAUCUGAAAGGAUUGCUAAUGGAACUGUAAAUGCACAUGCUCCUGUUCGAAAUUUGAACCUGGAUAUGGGGAUACAAGCACCUGAACAUACAAUUUCCAAGUCUCAUGAGAAAGGGCAUGUUUCAAUGUUGGGAUCGCCAGAGAAGUUCUUAGAUGUUAAGGUUUGCAGAGAUUCCGAAGGCUCUUCUGCUGACUUGCCUAGUUCACCACAUUGCGAGGAGUCAAAAACUAACAGUUUAGAAAGAUCUCAGGCUGGUGCUCUCUGGGAUGUAUUCCGCAGGCAGGAUCUUCCAAAGCUGAAUGAAUAUUUAGCUGCUUACCGGAAAGAGCUAGCAGCUAGUAGUCAAGAAGUGCCCUCUGUAAUGACUCAUUUCCUCUCUAUGUCAAAAUAUUCUGAAAUAUCUUUGUCAAAGGUGUUUCAAGAUACUAUAUUUUCAAUGCAGGUUAAGCAUCAUAUUUACGAUCAAGUUGUAUAUCUCAACAAUUAUCACAAGAAGAAAUUGAAGGACCAAUUUGGAAUUGAACCCUGGACAUUCCGACAACAUGUCAGUGAGGCUGUUUUUAUUCCAGCUGGCUGUCCUUUCCAAGUGAAAAAUCUCCAGUCUACGGUCCAAUUGGCCCUUGAUUUUUUGUCACCGGAGAGUUUGCCAGAGUCAGUCCGGAUGGCCCAAGAAAUCCGCUGCCUGCCAAAUGGUCAUGCUGCAAAACUGAAGAUGCUUGAGAUCAGAAAGAUCUCUUUAUAUGCAGCAAGUUCUGCUGUCAGAGAAAUUCAGAGAAUAACCCUGGAUCCCAAGUUCAGUCUUGACAUUAGAUUUGAGGAUCAAAAUUUAACUCGGGUGGUUUCAGAGAAUUUGGCUAGAGUAAAUACACAAAAGAAGGUAUCUUGCAUUUGAGGUGCUACAAGCCUUCGAGAAAUUGGCGUGCCAUUCAAGGUUGAUGCCAAUGUAUAAUGAUUGUACAUGUAUUAUAUGGUGUCAUAUGAAAGGAACACAUUCUAAUUCUUAUCAGAUAUUGGCCUCGCCUGUAUAUUGUGGACUAGGACUGAGAGCUGAGCUCAUGUAGAACAAAAUAAACAUUAGAAAGAUGAUACAAGUACCGAAUUUUCCCUGCGAUAUUGUCAGUAUGAGAAUCCAUGUUUUGUAAUUUCUAGAGGAAUCCCAGAUUUCUUAUGGACUUUCUUUAAUAGGUUUAAGUAGUUUGCUUGAACGAUGUGGAGGUUGGCCCUCUAUUGCCCUAACUGCAAUGAUUUGCUCCAAAAUUCAGGAUCGUA